Molecule: messenger RNA, 2066 nt
Organism: Drosophila busckii
Lineage: Eukaryota; Metazoa; Arthropoda; Insecta; Diptera; Drosophilidae
Gene: Taf7
Product: bromodomain-containing protein DDB_G0280777
Exons: 3
Coding region: 1-1818 (605 amino acids)
Biological process (GO): RNA polymerase II preinitiation complex assembly; transcription initiation at RNA polymerase II promoter
Cellular component (GO): transcription factor TFIID complex
Molecular function (GO): RNA polymerase II general transcription initiation factor activity
Source: RefSeq, a predicted model, not a curated record
AUGAAGAAAAACGUUAAGCAAACGCACAGCAGUGACGAAGAGGAGGAGUUGGAAAAUCAAUUCCUUAUACGAUUUCCCGAGGAUGCGGCUAACAAUGUGCGCAAGUGGAUCGAGGCUGGCACUAUAGACAGCAAGUUGACCAUACAGUUCUAUGAUAAUAUGCGCUACGGCAAGGUGCGUCUGGAGAAUGAGAAGCUGUAUGCGACGCUCUACGACCUGCCCACCGUGCUGGAGAGCUACAAGACAAUGGACAAUAUCAAUCUGUAUAAAACCGCAGACAUCUGCCAGCUGCUCAACUGCAGCAGAGCGCCGCUGCGGAGAUCGAAGAGCAAGCGGCUGGGCGGACAUUGCCAUAGCUUAAGCUCGACUAGCUCAAGCAGCGAUGAGUCCGGCAGCAGUUCGAGCACUAGCGGCACAGACUCAACAAGUUCAACGGAGUCCGAGUGUGGCGAGGAUGCUGCUGCCGCCGCCGCCAACUUGCUUGACUCCGAUGGCAAUGAGCUCGACGACUUGACCAAGGAGCUGCUGCAGCGUCUGCGUAAGUCGAAGAGGCGAGCGCAACGCAAAAAGUGUGCAAAGCGCAACAAAAAGUUGCAAGCCAAAGCGCUGCACAAGCUGCCCAUAGAGUCGGCCACAGAGACGCAGCAAGGCUCAGCAGCAGCAGCAGCAGCAGCAGCUGCAGCGUCUAAGCCACUCAUGAUCAUGUGGUCCCAAAAGCUGCAGCAUCGCUCCCAAACUUAUGACGCAUUCGAAUUGAGCGUGCCCAUUGCAUUGAGAGCGCACUUUGCCAACUUUGUGCACGAAAGACAAACGCAAAUGCAGCCGCCCAAGUCAACGAAGCGCAAACGCUUGGAUCUGCAGCCAGCGCCCGAGCAGCCAACGGAGUUCGAGUUCAAAGUGCCAGAGAUACCGCCAAAGCCACGCAAGCGCCAGCGCUUCGAACUGGCCCAGCAGAUUUCUAACGUCCAAAGCUGCUGCAGACUAAUUAAAGAGAAGAAUCUCGCUCCGGGAGAAACAAUUAUGCAGAAUAUGCAGCAGCAACAGCAGCAGCAGCAACAACAGCAGAGGGAGCAGCAACAGCAACAGUAUGAAGAGCAGCAGAAGCCAAGUGGCAGGCCUAGAUCUGCGUCCAAGCUGCAGCGGAGCAUCAAGGAGAAAAAUCUUCCAACAUUGGCGAAGCUGCUGCAGCAGCAGCAGGAACAACAGCAGCAAUGGAAGCAGCAGCAGCAGCAGCAGCAGCAGGAGCAGCAGGAGCAGGCGCAGCCGCAGCAAUGGCUGCAGAUCACUCCCAGUUCGCAGUCCAUGCUACAAAUCGCUGAUGCGUUAAUGCUGUGCACGCAGGGGAAGAUGCUGCCGCCGCCGCCGGCAGCAGCACCCAAGGCAGCAAAACGGCAGCCAAGCCAAGCAGCAUGCAAAUGGACAGCAAUUGAUUUGGAGCAAGAGACGCUGUCAGGCGACGACUUGGAGUCCAAGCCAGCAGCAGCAGCAGCAAAGAGACAGACAGAAGCUGCUGAUGCUGGUGCUGCUGCUAGCAAGAAGCCGCCGCCGCCGCCGCCGACAAGCAAGAAGCAAUCUAGAGGCGGCGGCGGCGUUGCCAAGCUGGAGGAUGAGCCGCUGCCCGAGAAGAUCGACGAGAAGUUCCUUUGGCCACAUGGCAUAACGCCGCCGUUUCGUUAUGUGCGCAAGCGUCGCCUCAGUGGCUACAUCAGAGACAAGCCCAUCGAUGAGCCCGAUCCGAUGACAAUCAAGGGCGUGCUGCAUCUGCUGCGCCAAGACAUCGAAGCCAUACACACCGAGUAUGAGAUUGAGUAUGAAUAAGCGACGCGUGUCAAGCGCUUAGUGUUGAUUGCAAUUCCCAAAUAAAAUGCUCAUGCAAGCGAGCGACUAUUAAUGGGUCAACACACACACACACACACACGCACACGCACACACGCACACAUAAUAAAUCAGCAGUAGGCGCCGCUGACCCAGUGAAUUUGAACUCACAAAAGUUCAGGCGUCAAGUCGAGCGUAAAUCUCAACGCUGACUGGACGAAUCGACUGGCAGACUAGACCACCCACAAGUG